GCCAUGUGACCAUGGCUGCACCAUGGGUUGCAGGGAUUGGUCUAGUGCAGAUGUGACAUCAGCGAGCCUCCCACUCCCUCCCUCCCUCCCUCCUCCCCUCUCUCUCCCAGUCUUUCUCUGCCUCUCUCUACCUCUCUCUCUCUGUACCGCUCUGCUUUUUUCCUCCUUUGCCUUUCCUCAGCAUCCCCCCUCUCAGAGAUGGCGUGUGUCGGUGCUGCUCGGGCGGCCGGGGCCUAACGUGCACACGGAGAGGAGGACCCCCCCAUCCCCCCCGAUCUGCUGCUUUUUCCUCGUGUGUCUCUUCUCACUGUGUCCUCCACCCGCUCCUGCUGCUGCUGCUGCCUCUCAGCUCUCCCCCCAACCCCACCUCCCUGUGCGGGUGUCUGGGAGUUGGGCCCAUUGGGGGUGGAGGGACUCAACAUCGUGCUUCACUGGGGAGCUGUGCAGAAUUAGCUAUGCCCUGCCCAGGCAUCCUUUGACCGGCUGGAUUUCUCCAUUUCUGUCCCGCCUGCACACCGGAGUGGCAACAUAGGAUGAAAAUCUGCAGUCAUGAUGCAAGGACUGAAAAACCGAACCAGGAAAGCCCUCGGCUUGCGAAAGAGAGACAAGGAUACAGAUGCAACGAGUUCACCUGACAAAGAAGGAACUGGAAGCGGAAAGAAAGGAAGUAAAAAGGCUAAUGGAGCACCGAAUGGCUUCUAUGGGGAGAUUGACUGGGAUAGAUAUGCCACUCCUGACGUGGACGAGGAGGGCUUCAGCCUGCGGCCCGGUGACGAAGGCGAUGCAGCUUCCAAAGGAAAGCACUUUUUCUCGUCCAGCGACUCGGAGGACGACGAGGACAGCAAGAAGAAGUUCAAAAUUAAGAUCAAGCCGCUCGUGGCGGACAGUGCCAAGUGUGUCUCUCCAUCCAUGGACGUGCUGAAAGCCUCAGUCGGGGGCCUGGCACUCUCUCCGUCACUGAAGAGAAGUCCGGGGCAGAUAAAAAGGAAUUUGUCCUGUGAAGAGAUUGCCAGACCCAGACGCUCCACGCCCACACCAAGCCCCGCCCCUGAGACACCAAGUGACAAGCUGUCGCAGAACGUUCCUGCCUUCUUCGGGCUGCCUUCAGAGACCAAAUAUGCCAGAUAUGAUGUGGUCCCUACUGAUGUAUGGGGAGACUCGAGACCGCGUUCAGAAUCACCGCUGAGCAGAAGCUUCCCAACAGGAGCUCCUCCUCCGCUUCCUCCAAAAAACAUUCCAUCAAGAAGUCAUUACGGCUACUCUUCAGACUCUGCUGCUGAUCUCCCUAAUGGAAGAGCAGCUCGCAGGUCUGCUCCCAUCUACCUGAACGUCCUGUCCCCGGCGUCCUACCGGGACUCCCCGGGCCCCGACCUGGACGACGUGUUUGGCCCCAUGGACGGCUCCCGCCCCGCUGAGGAAACGGCGUCUCCCAGAUGGGUCACUUUCACCAGCGAGAGACCCCCGCCGCCUGACGAGCCCGCGCCCCCUCCUCCCCCAGACUCUCCUCCUCCAGACACGCCUUCGUCCACCCCCUCCACCCCCUGCCUCUCCCCGGGACCGCCGCCAGACGAGCCCCCGCCUUCACCUCCCCCGUUUUCUCCCGGGUCUCCUCCUCCUUUCACCACACCAGAAUCGCCCCCCUCCAUCGUGCUCGGACCCCCUCCUCCGGAUGAACCGGCCCCUCCCCUCCCUCCAGAGUUCUCUCCAUCCAACACGCCUCCUAUAUGCUUCGACGACGACGCUAUUGACGAGGAGGUGCUGCAGUUUGCGGAGUACUGCUCGUCCCCCGCCCCCAUCAGCCCGGUGCCCCCUCUGCCAGCAGAGCGGAGGUCUCCUCGGGUAGGAGUCACGUCCCCCCUGGUCUUAGGAGGUGUGGGGGGGAAGAGGACUCCAGAGGGAGCGUACCUGAGAGAUGAUAUCCCAGACUUUGUGGGUUCACCCAGAGAGCUGACGCCCAGCUUCAGGGGCACGCCGCCGCCGCUCCCCCCAACCACCUACAGGUCUAUUAUGUCUUCCCCAGGGCCCUACUCAGGCAGCAGCCCCUCAUCCCCAGCGCGUCCCGCCACGCCCCAGUCUCGAGGCAGCCCGGUCCCUCCUCCUCCACCUCCUCGACCGUCCUCCAGACCAAAGCUGCCCCCGGGGAAACCAAUCACAGACCUGACUCGGCCCUUUAGUCCUCCAGUUUCAGGCAGCCCCCCACCUUUGGCCCCUUUGGCCCGGGCAGAGAGCUCUUCCUCCAUCUCCUCCAUCACCUUACACAGUGCAGCAUCCACUCCGACCUUAGGAAGGGACCUUAACAUGUCCGCAGCAGGAUGCUCCAGAGGACCCAGUCCGCUCACCAUGGGACCCCAGGACACUCUGCCAGUUGCAGCUGCCUUCACAGAAACCAUCAAUGCCUACUUCAAAGGCGCAGACCCCAGCAAAUGUGUUGUGAAGAUCACAGGGGAGAUGGUGCUGUCCUUCCCCGCGGGCAUAACCAGGCAUUUCGCCAGCCACCCCAGUCAACCCAUCCUCACCUUCUGCAUCAGCAACUACAGCCGACUGGAGCAGGUCCUCCCCAAUCCACAGCUGCUGUGCUGUGAUUCCACAACAGCGGGUGUAGACACCAAGGAGUUCUGGGUAAAUAUGCCAAACUUGAUGAGCCAUCUGAAAAAAGUGGCUGAACAGAAGCCUCAGGCAACAUACUACAACGUUGACAUGAUCAAAUAUCAGGUGUCUGCAGACGGUAUCCAGUCCACACCUCUGAACCUGGCGGUGAGCUGGCGAGGUGACACCAACAACACCGACCUUAGAAUAGAUUACAAAUACAACACAGAGGCCAUGGCUGCUCCCGUGCCACUCCACGACAUCCAGUUCCUGGUUCCUGUGGACGGAGGCAUGGCCAAACUCCAGGCCAUGAUCCCCCCCGCCACCUGGAAUCAAGAGCAGCAGACAAUACAGUGGAACAUCCCCAGUCUCUCUCAUAGAUCUGAAAAUGGAGGAGUAGGGGCUCUCCUGGGCCGGUUCCAGAUGACAGAAGGUCCCUGUAAACCCACGCAGCUGUCAGUCCAGUUCAGCAGUGAGGGAUGCACUCUCUCAGGCUGCGACAUCCAGCUGGUUGGGACCGGCUACCGGCUAUCGCUGAUCAAGAAGAGAUUUGCUGCAGGGAAAUAUUUGGCGGAUAACUAGGGGACCUGUUUGUGAACGGAACCAAAAGAAUCAAUGGCUUUUGACUGUGAAGACUAUGGAUCCAUCCCAUGUUUAGUGCAUUUGAAACUUUAUCUUAGUAACCAUUAGAAAUAAUGGUUAAGAUUAAACAGAAUAACAGAACACACACAGAUGAUAUUUGACUUCAUAACAUCAUAUUCAGUAGACUGACUGCUGCUGAGUUUAUGCAAGUAAAUACAAACCAUUAGUUUUGUGCACUUGAAACACUUAUGGGCUUACAUGGAGUAAAACAUAGGAAAACCCUGAUUCUUUGUUCUUGUUAACAUAAUUGUGGAUUCAUCGGUGAUCCAGCCUUAUUCAUUGUUUUCGUUUUUUUUCCCCAAACUGGUCGUCUUUGCAAAUGCACUGUAAAAGAUAAUGUGAAUAGAUUAUAUAAUAUUAAAACAAUCUUAAACAAGGUGGAAAAGACUGAAAAAUGUAACAAAAAGUGUAGUAUAUAGUUGCUUUGCAGUUGUAUUUCAAUAAGUUAUAGGUUCCAUGGUUACAUCUGAUUUACACUGCCACCUCGACUCAGAUUUUUUUCUUUCCCACCAUGUGUGACCGAUCUUUAUCGCUGUCUAAGCAGAACUUAUGUUUCUGCGUAGAUAGCCUUUGAAAAGUCACAGCCUAUUCUAUCAGUCUUGUGAUUGAAGGUGACUGGUCGGUUCGAAAUGACCCGCAGCGCUGGACUAACAUCAGCACUCUUAAUCUGAAGGUGCUUUUUAUAUGGAAUUAUAUUUGCGCCUCAAUCCGAUCACAUGAUGGAGAAUUUUGAGCACAUUGAAACUUUUUUUGCAAGCACAUUAUUUAUAUUUUGUAGAGAAAAGGGAUUCAACUUGUCUCAAAUUCAAGUUUUUUAAGUGGAAAAAGGCCAUUAUGAAUAUCACAUAAUUAUUUUUACUGGAUGUGAAAGGGUUAGUGACCAACUUUUUGAAAAUUAUUGGUGGUUUUCUUGAUCUUGUAGCAGC
Molecule: messenger RNA, 4154 nt
Organism: Centropristis striata (black sea bass)
Lineage: Eukaryota; Metazoa; Chordata; Actinopteri; Perciformes; Serranidae
Gene: sgip1b
Product: SH3GL interacting endocytic adaptor 1b
Exons: 22
Coding region: 550-3168 (872 amino acids)
Biological process (GO): clathrin coat assembly; clathrin-dependent endocytosis; synaptic vesicle endocytosis
Cellular component (GO): clathrin-coated vesicle; clathrin-coated pit; plasma membrane
Source: RefSeq, a predicted model, not a curated record